AUGGUUCUCAACCAGGAGGAUGCAAGAGCUUCUACAGAAACCUACACUUACAGCAGCCAUCCCCGAGUGGUACCCAACAGAAAGCGGUAUCAAGAACACUACAUAAACAAUGUACAUAUUUUUGAGACAUUGAUAUAUUUCCUUCUUAAUUUUAUGGAUUACAGAGAAGAGCCAAAUAACUAUGGGAACCUCAUGUAUGAUCGUAGAGUGGUUCGAGGAAACACAUAUGCUAUGCAGAUGUUACCCUGGAUUUCAGAACUUACAAUGGCUGAAAUCAAGAAGCGAAAAGAAGCUUACAAGAAAAUGCUUGAACGGAGGCAAGCAAAGAAAGAGGAUGAGGUCCAUGCACCACAAAUUGGGGAUCUUGAAGAUCGCAGUGAUGUGCAGACAGAAUUGUACCUGGAAGAGAUUUUAGAUCGUUUUAUUGAAGUUGAUGUGGAGUGUCAAACAGAUGUUUUUAUAAAAAGGCUACCCAGCCCAGUGUUCAUCCCACAGAAGACUGGGGUUGAUGUAGCAACACAAAUUGAAGAUGGAGAGCUCUUUGACUUUGACGUUGAAGUUAAACCAAUGCUUGAGGUGUUGUUAGGGAAAACCUUGGAGCAAGCUUUGCUUGAAGUCAUGGAAGAAGAGGAUAUUAGCAAACUUCGGGAACACCAAUAUAUCUAUCAGCAAUUGCGCAAUGCAGAGUUGGCUGAAGUGCAACGCCUCGAAGAAGAAGAGCGGCGACAUAGAGAGGAGAAGGAACAUCGGAUGGCAAAGAAAUGCCAAAUACAAGCAGAAGCAGAAAUGGUGUCUAAGAAAGUGGCAGCCAGGGCAUUUUCUUUCCAAUAUCUGGAAGAUUUGAUUCCUUCAGUCUUUUUUAGCCUUCGAAGUAAAGGAUUUUUCUAUGAUGAAGUCCAAAGAGAUAUUGAGAAAGGAUUCCUUCCAUAUGUGAUGGGCCGUGUAGAAUUUCGGCUGCAGAAGAAGCUUCUAGGAAGAAUAAUGACAGAUUGCUUAAUCAAUGAGGUCGUCAAAAAAAGAUUGGACAGUUAUGAGGAAAAUCAAUUACUACAAAAGUCUCCCCUGCAUAAAAUACCUCAAAUCCAGACAUCAAUGGUGUUUUCUGGGAAUGCUGCUAUGCUUAAAAAGCCCUCUGAAUUCAGAAGACCUUUGAUGAGACAAUAA
Molecule: messenger RNA, 1164 nt
Organism: Thamnophis sirtalis
Lineage: Eukaryota; Metazoa; Chordata; Lepidosauria; Squamata; Natricidae
Source: RefSeq, a predicted model, not a curated record